Molecule: messenger RNA, 576 nt
Organism: Aspergillus glaucus CBS 516.65
Lineage: Eukaryota; Fungi; Ascomycota; Eurotiomycetes; Eurotiales; Aspergillaceae
Exons: 2
Coding region: 1-576 (191 amino acids)
Source: RefSeq, a predicted model, not a curated record
AUGAGCUUGUCACAUAGCACCAUCAGGUUGAAGGAGGAUACCGUAGAGCUACGCAGACGCGUUACUGAAAUCAAAACCCUCAACCCCGAACAGAAAACCGAGAAGCUUGACGAGCUCGACAUCGACUGCUACCUUCUCGAAUACGACACUGCAAAGCUCGCCCAGUAUAUAGCUGUCCAUGAAUCACUACGAAAGCACGACGAUGUCUCUCAGGAGCAGGUCGCUGAGCAGAUCAUGAAGAACGCGACCUACAAAGCAGACAUACUUACGGAUGCUGAGCUCUUUGUGAGUGGCGUAAUUAUGGACAGGUUCAUCUUUACUUCGCUGUAUUGUUCGGAGCCGGAGACAGUCAUUGAUUACCAAAAGCGAGGCCUCGACUACGUGAACAGGGUGCUCGAACAUAACGCCAACCUUCAUCUGACGCAGCGAGAGAUCACCCCUGAGGUCGAAAAGCAACAUCACUUCUUCGUACGGAAGUUAUUUCUGUCGAGUUUUGUCUCAGAGGGUUUUGAGUCUCUUAUCAAAAGCGGCACUUACAACUACUGGAGAGCUGUCCGUGACACCAUGGGAUGGUGA